This is a messenger RNA of Prosopis cineraria, 1455 nucleotides long. RefSeq names its product aspartyl protease family protein At5g10770-like. The record is from RefSeq and is a predicted model, not a curated record. The transcript is spliced from 3 exons. Gene Ontology annotation, biological process: proteolysis. NCBI's taxonomy places the organism in Eukaryota, Viridiplantae, Streptophyta, Magnoliopsida, Fabales, Fabaceae. Gene Ontology annotation, molecular function: aspartic-type endopeptidase activity. Bases 1 to 1455 code for a protein of 484 amino acids.
AUGGCCUCCCUCAAGAAGUAUUGUUUCCUCUUUGCUUUUGUAUUAGCUAUCAGCAUCUUCUUCAACAAUGGAACUGCCACUGAAGAAGAAGAAGAAACAGAGGCCAUUGAAAACAUACCAUGGCUAACUCUUUCUCUCUCUUCUCUCUUGCCAUCACAGACUUGCACUCCUUUCAAAGGUUUGAAGAAGAAUUCAAGCUUGGAAUUGAUACAAAGACAUGGGCCAUGUAGUGAACUAAAGCAUGGGAAAGCAAAUCCUAAAACUAUUCCAACACACUUUGAUAUCCUAAGUGAAGAUCAAGCAAGGGUGGGUUCAAUUCACUUCAUGCUCUUCGAAAACUUCAGCCAUGGAAACAUGAAGCAAUUGGAUUCUGCAAAUAUACCCGUAAAGCUCGGCCUGCCCUUGAACACCGCUAGCUACAUCGUCACCGUUGGAUUUGGUAGCCCUAAAAGGGACUUGUCGCUCGUUUUUGAUGUUGGAAUAGAAUUCAGUUGGAUUCAAUGCAAGCCAUGCCUUGUGAAGUGUUACAAUCAAAAAGAACCAAUCUUUGAUCCCUCUAAGUCCUCUACUUAUUCUCAGAUCAAGUGUGGAAUUAAUAUCUGCAGUCAGAUUCUUUCCACUGCAAAAUAUCAAGAAUGUCCUGGUUCCACACAAACAUGCAUUUAUAAGUCUGCAUACUCCGGCACUUCUUUCUCCGCCGGUUUUAUGAGCAAAGAAACGCUCACCAUCGGUGCCGGCAACACCUUUAAAGACUUCUUGUUUGGUUGUGGCCAAAACAACCAAGUGACUAAACUUGGCGGUGCCGCCGGCAUACUUGGCCUAGGUCGCCACCCGAUCUCCUUCGUCCAACAAACAGCCAAUUCUUAUAAUAAAGUCUUCUCCUAUUGUCUCCCUCCUUCCACUAGCUCCGUAGGCCACCUCACCUUUGGCAGUGCCGGAGUUUCCAAGAAUGUCCGAUACACUCCAAUCACCACCAUCCCCAACCUCCCUACACUCCACGGUAUAAGCAUCACCGGAAUGAUAGUUGGUGGAAUACCAUUGUCAUCAGUUACUCCUAAAUUGUCAUCAUCCAGAGCAGUCAUCGACGUCAACGCGUUGAUCACGAGGCUUCCGCCAUCAGUUUAUGCCGUCCUGAGAUCGCAGUUUCGGCGAAUGAUGUCGAUGUAUCCGAUGGCAAGCCCGUUCGUGGUACUUGACACGUGUUAUGAUGUGAGCAGGCAUCAGAAGAUAGCGAUUCCAAAGAUAAGCUUGGUACUUGGUGGUGGGGUUAAGAUAGACUUGGAUGCGAGUGGGGUUGUUCUUGGUUCGGGUCCCAAACAGUUGUGUUUGGCCUUUGCCGCAAAUGCGAGAGAAGAUGAUAUUGUUAUUUUGGGAAGUGUACAGCAGAAGACGAUCGAGGUGGUGUAUGAUCUUAAUGCAGGAAAGCUUGGAUUUGGGCCUCCUGGUAGCUGCUAG